CGGAAAGCACCGGAACUCCUCGAAAGCCCGGUUGCUGCAGCUCGGUCAUCUGGGAAGUCCAUCUCAUUCUUGCUUCGCCUCAAGGAGUGCGGACGAUGUAGAGUGGACGUCGUCGAAGGCCGGUAGCCACUGUCGGCGCUGUGCGCUCUCAUCAUUUACAUCGGCGCUUGUCGGAGGCUGUUCCCUCGUUUGCUGCAAGGACGCGGAAUAGCUUGGCUUCUUAACGGGACGGUGCUGGUUUUUUGCUGACGGAUCGCACAUUUUGCAACGAGCGGACACCGGAGAAGUGAUUGGUAGCGGUGCUUGUUGAAUUCGACGACGCGAAAAGACGUAGUUCACUUUGCUGUGUCGCCUGCCUUCAUAUGUGACGUAAGCUUGCUCGACAGUGCGCAUUUGUGUGUAGCGGCUUUUAUGAAGUGGAAAAGUGAAUUUGAGGAGUGAGUUGAUAACCGCAGCAGAACGAUAUACGAGUAGGUUUAGGCGGAGUCAGUUCGUCCACCGCCUGCAAUUGUCUAUCGCGUGAACAUCCGCAACGAGUCACGAAGAAAAGGACAUCGCUUGACGCACUAUUGUUAGUAUUGGUGCGCAUUUUGUUCCGUGAAAACCCAAGAUCUGCCGUGGCUCUCAAGCGUCGAAAGAAAGCACGCGGCGAAGAAGUUGCUUUCAUGUUUGACGAUGUAACCUAGAUGUGGUGUAGUGGCAGCAGUAAUGACACACAGUUGGAAACGGGUGAAGUCUCUCUCUCUCUCUCUCUCUGAGAUUUCUAGGAUAUUUAUGCUCUAAUCUGAAGGGGAAGAGUGGCGGAUGCUUACAUCCGCAGUAAUAAUAUAUUCAAACAUUGUUUUUAUUUGCUCUCUCCCAAACUCCGUUGGUAGAAUCAGUUAGGGUUGAAGCACUGCAGAACGACUUCCAGUCAUCUCAUACUCACAUGUUGGCGUGUAACUGUGAACUAUUAUAUACUGAAUAUUUAACCUUGUAAGCAUUUAGAGUACAAGCUAGCUUAAGCGCCGUGAAAGCUCACAUUGUAGUAUUACGAGCUCACGUAUUAUAUUCCCCUUCCUCAAAAACCUCCGAGUUCUAUAGAACGUCCGAAACCACGUUCAUAUUAUCUGCAAAACACUCCCACGAAGAAAGAACCUUGUCCACGCAAACUGAACAGCGUGUGUCACUGCGUCUCGAGAGGUUACUUCCUGUUACUUCUUAGAACUUCUUUUUUUUUUUUUGAUAGCGCCUAUCAUCACUUCACGGAAUCUGAGCGUUGUGACCACGUGUGCACCAGUGGACGCGGUGCUACUUACACCAACCUGAUGGAAUAAUCGUCUCACCUGUGCAGGCUUCGCAGACCCCUCCUGCACCUGGAGUCAGCAAUAGCAGUGUGGUGCUUUGUGCUGUGUGAAAGACGCGAAAGCCACGGUUCGGUUUCGGAUGUACGCUAAGUUGUCGCAUAUGAGUGCUACGUGCAAGCUAUAUAUGGAGACAAACUUUGACAAGGCUACCUAGGAGUAAUUUCUCAAGGCACAUAAGAUUACUGAGUAACGACGUUCCUCGUGAGGCUGAACCACACACCAAAAGACGGACAUUCAUUGGUGUGACCGCCACCUUUGUCAGGCGCUCCGCAGCUGCUGGGGACUUAGGGUCAUGGUUAAAUCGCAGCAAUCAUCAGGGAGGUAGUGGCCGAAUACUGCACCAGGGAGGCCAAUUCCUGUUCUGCAAAGGAGCGCACCGAUGGAAGGGGCUUGCUUUUCAAUGGUCCAUCCACUGGCAUUGAAACUCCUUUGAAGCCGCCGUUCAUAAAACCGCAACAAUUGUGGCCCUAAUGUCGGCUUAUCAAGUACCAAGAGCACUCGCCCGAUUGUAAGGAAUGAAGCUACAGAUCAAGCAACCAAAGACUGGCGAACCCACGUCGGAGGAAGAGAUCACGAGCCCGAUCGUCCAGCCUAAGUGAGAUCACGCGAACCGCGAGGGAGCUCAACGGUGGAGAUGGUCGGAUUCGCCUGUCUUGCGUUUCUGCUGCCCGUCUGUGUCUCAGCCAUCCCGCAGUUUUACGCAGCCGUGGGCGGCAAGGUGUCUCUGCCAUGCAACACGAGCAUUCCCGCUGGCGGCGACGGCGUGUCGCUGAUCCUGUGGUAUCACGGCGACUACGGCAUUCCCAUCUACAGCCUCGACGCCCGCGACCAGCCCCUGGGCAAGGCACGACACUUCCCGGGCCAGGACCUGGGUACGCGUGCAUACCUGGACGUCAGCUCGAAGCCGCCUACGCUCAACAUCGACCCGGUGCUCGAGAGCGACGCCGGCGAGUACCGCUGCCGGGUCGACUACAGCAGGCAGCGAACGCAGCACAGGAACGUCAACCUCACGGUCAUCGUUCCCCCCAAGGAUGCCAUUAUACGGGACGAGUCCGGCAAGCCUUUACACGGAGUGAUCGGCCCCUACGACGAAGGCGCUCAUCUAGUCCUCAUCUGCGACGCCGACGGAGGUCGCCCUGCCCCAUCGGUGACUUGGUGGCGAGGCCCCGAGCUCGUGGACGACAAGUACGCGCUCUCGCCAUUGGACGUGGUCCGCAACGAGCUCGUUAUCAAGAGGCUGCAGCGCUCUGACCUGCUCGCCACAUAUACCUGUCAGGCUUCCAACACGAACCUUACUCUGCCGCGUUCAUCCUCCGUCACCAUCAACAUGAAUCUUCGACCGCUGGACGUGCGGAUCACCACGCUGAAGCGGCCUCUGUCGGCACACCGCAAGGUGGAGCUGUCGUGCCAGUCGACGGGUGGCCGGCCGGCGCCACAGCUCACCUGGUGGCUGGGGAAGAAGAAGCUUUCCUUCGCGCGCGACAAUGUGUCGGUGGGCGACAAUGUGACGACGAGCACAGUGUCAUUCGCGCCCAAUACCGACGACCAUGGAAAGUACCUGGCCUGUCGCGCCGACAACCCACUGCUCUCCGGUGCUGGCCUCGAGGACGGCUGGACGCUCAACAUCCAGUACGUUCCGCGACUGAGCCUCUCACUGGGCGCCAACAUGAAGCACAAGGCGAUCCGCGAAGGCUCGGACGUGUACCUGGAGUGCAACAUCCAGGCGAACCCGGCGGUCAGCGAGGUGGGCUGGAAGUUCGAAGGAAAGCCGCUGUACAGCAAUGUCAAGCAGGGGGUCAUCAUCAGCAACCAGUCGCUCGUGCUGCAGAAGGUUCGCCGAGAGAGCCGCGGCCACUACCAGUGCGUCGCUGCAAACGUCGAAGGGGAAGGGGAGAGCGACCGCGUCCUGCUCAGGGUCCACUACGCGCCGGUGUGUAAGAAGCGCCAGAACCUUGUUUACGGCGUGGCACGUGAUGAAGAGGCCGAAAUCUCGUGCGAGGUGGAAGCCGACCCGUCUGAGCUAAGCUUUAAGUGGGCGCUGAACAACUCUGUCGAAGUGUUCGAUGUGAAGACGUUCACUGUGAAUGGAACUACCAGCGUGGCAUCGUACCGCCCCCGCUGGAAGCACAGCUAUGGCCUCCUCUACUGCUGGGCCACCAACACCAUUGGGAUGCAGCGGGAGCCCUGUGCCUUCCACAUCAUACCUGCAGUUUCUCGUUGGACAGGGCCACCCGAGGCUGUGCGCAACUGCCGCGUGAGCAACCAGACCUCUGUCUCGCUGGCGGUCGAGUGCGAACCGGGCGACCACGGGGGCCUGCGGCAGACCUUUCACCUGGAGGUGUACAACUCGGCAUUGGAGCUCCUGCAGCGCAACCUCAGUUCUUCGGAGGGCGCGUCGUUCGUGGUUCGCGACCUGCCGCCCGGCACCGCUUUCAUUCUCGUACUGUACGGUUCGAACUCCAAGGGCCGCAGCAACAGCGUCUCCAUAUCCACCAACACGCUGCCCUCGCCCGAGAGGAGGACAGCUAACACGGACAUCACAUCAGUGAGUCCAGUGCUUGGUGUCCUGAUCGGCAUCGUGGGAGCUCUAGUGCUGGUGGCCAUUGUUAUCGUAGUCGUCAUGCGACUCCGCGGAGACGACAGCGAAAAGCGUCCUACGGAGGAGAGUCCGGAAAAGAACCAAAACCAUCAAAGAAAAGCAGUGGAUGACUUAGCCCUUACAGAUAUUGACACGAAGGACCCGUCUGUAAUUCAAAAGACGAGUGAUUCACAGGCAGAGUACCCGCGCGUGGCCGUGCGGCGUAUUCCAGCGUACCCGGCUCAUCGAACGUACGACAGCUUCUCUCCCAGCGACUACAACUACGAGAACAUCCAGUCACUGAGACGACCGUCGCCUGUCAAGAUGGACAACGAGGUGCGAUACGCGGAGCUGUCUCUGCCGCGCAGCAAGUACCCGGUGCGCAUUCGGGAGCCGCCGACAGAGUACGCGCAGAUCGAUUUCCAGCGGGCCGGCGUCCUGUUCAGCGCCGUGCCGCCGCAAUCCGAAGAGGAGGAUCCCUGCGCGGCCGUCGGUUCGGACACGCCGCUGAUGAACAGCCUGCAGCCAAACGUCAGGCACCUAGGCGGCGCACCGAGCGACCACAACACGAUAUCGACGCCUGUGUGACGGCAACGGCGCCAGAUUGGCGAGGGCGAGACAGUUCAACGCUCGUCAUGGUCGUGAAUGGGCCGAGCGUGUAGACACAAAGAGAGCGAGCGAGAGAGCAGAACGGCCACUCUUGAACUGCGCGCUGACGACAGCGCCGCGCGAAUGCUGCGUCUGGAAACCGAGGCUCCGGACAAAUCGUGAAGGAAGGAGAAGCGAGAAUGUGCACUUCAUGACGUGAGCUUUCUUUCCUCCAGUUAGCGAGAACUGUACAGCAUCAAGAGGCCUGGAGAUCAAGGACGCAGAUCCGUCUGGUGCGCGACCGUCCCAGUGCAGUGAGCGGGACUCUUACCCUCGCGACACGACGACCCUCUCUGUACAUAGAAUGGCCGAACACAUGCGGCGUCGUGAGCGGCGCACAAGCUCAAGCGCGAUUUGCCGACGACGUCGACACAAGAAAGAGGUCACAUUCCUUCAACACUAGUCAUGAGACGCGUGGCUACCUACCGCAGUGUUUGAUAAAUCAUGAAAUGAGAUAUAAGAGAGAAGGCAGAAGGUGAGAGGGCACGAUGCAAGAAGUGAAGCAUUUAGGCCGUUGGUAACCUGUCAUAACCCUCCUGUCAGUGGUGAGAAGAACGACAUUGCUUAAGAGGCAGACAAGACAGGCGAAAGAAAGUAGGUCGUGCCCACUCAUUCCUGUUAGUCCCAUCCAACGUCCUGCACAAUGCGACAGGGACGAUGCGCAAUCCAAAGGAAGCAUUGUCGUCACCUUGAAGACCUUAGGCGCGUGCACGCAGCCAUCUGUGAACAAUUGCGAAAAAAAAAUACAAAGAAGAAAGAGGAAGGUUAAGAUUUUAGUGUGUGUGUGUGUGUUUGUGUGUGUGUGUGUGUGUGCGUGUGUGUGCGUGUGUGCAUGGGUGAUUGUGCGAGCAGGGCGCGCCUGUUUGUGCGUCUGCGUGAAAGAAUACGAGCACAGGUCGACACCCCCGAUUUCGUUCAGAUUUUUUGUCACUUUCACCAUCUAUCCCACCAAUUUCGUUUUACCAGUUCCUGUAGCUGUUUUCUUCGUUUUUUUUUUUACUGCCUGGUUUUAAGACUGGUUGACAACCUGGGAGUUCCGUGCAUCUUCGUAUAUACAUACUUCAUACGGACUCAUGGCGCAAACUUUUAAGCUCUACAAUAAAAUAUAUCAUUACUAUUA
Messenger RNA from Dermacentor andersoni, 5692 nucleotides. RefSeq names its product kin of IRRE-like protein 3. Gene Ontology annotation, molecular function: protein binding. The record is from RefSeq and is a predicted model, not a curated record. NCBI's taxonomy places the organism in Eukaryota, Metazoa, Arthropoda, Arachnida, Ixodida, Ixodidae.